Oryza brachyantha (malo sina) is the source of this 1857-nucleotide messenger RNA. Its product is annotated as AT-hook motif nuclear-localized protein 1-like. The transcript is spliced from 5 exons. The coding region runs from base 331 to 1479 and encodes 382 amino acids. NCBI's taxonomy places the organism in Eukaryota, Viridiplantae, Streptophyta, Magnoliopsida, Poales, Poaceae. The record is from RefSeq and is a predicted model, not a curated record. Gene Ontology annotation, molecular function: minor groove of adenine-thymine-rich DNA binding.
UCCAUUGCUUCCCUUUUGCUUCCGCUCUUCUGCUUCUCGUCGUCUCGUCGUCUUCUUCCUCCUCUCGCCUCUGCGUUGCGUUGCGUUUUUUGCCGGUGAUUUUUGGAGGAAUAUUUUUGGAUUUUUGGGUUUAUUUUUGGAGGUGUAUUUAUUUUGUUUUUUUUGGGGAUUUUUUUGGGGAGGUUUUAAGGGGGAGGAGGAGUGGGGGGAGAUGGGGCUAGUGUGCGCGAGCUCCAAUGGCGAGAGCUCGUGGCGGGAACCCUACUAGGAGGAGGAGGAGGUGGUGGUGGUUGCGCUCGUCGCGUGUGGAGUGCUGCGGCGUGCGUUGUCAUGGAGGCCAAGGCUGGAGAAGCGGCGAGUGUUGCCCCGGUGGCUGUGGCGACGGACGCGGCGGCGGCGGCGGCCGCGGCUACGGUGAGCUUUCAGUCGCCGGCGGUGGUGGCGGCGGCGACGGCGGCAGCAGAGCAGGGUAGCUCGAGCGGUGGUGUGAUGGUGUCGCCGCCGGCGGCGCCGCCGCCUAUGGCGUCGUCGGCGAUGGUGGCGGGGGGAGGGGUGCUGGUGGCUCCGGCGCCGGUGAAGGUGGGGAAGAAGAGGGGGAGGCCGAGGAAGUACGGGCCGGACGGGAGCCUGAUCCGGCCGCUGAACGCGACGCCGAUCUCGGCGUCGGUUCCCAUGGCGGCCUCCGCGGUGGGGCCGUACACGCCGGCGGCGGCGGUAGGCGCCGCCAUGAAGCGCGGGAGGGGCCGCCCCCUUGACUUCGCCGCCACGGGCAAGCUCCAUCACCACCACCACCACCCGCAGCAGCAGUUCGGCUUCCACUUCGACUCCAUUGGUGACAUGGUGGCAUGUUCUGCUGGUGCGAAUUUCACUCCUCACAUCAUCACUGUUGCUCCUGGCGAGGAUGUGACUAUGAAGGUCAUAUCAUUUUCUCAACAAGGACCACGAGCUAUUUGCAUUCUUUCUGCUAACGGUGUGAUAUCAAAUGUUACACUGCGUCAACCUGAUUCCUCUGGUGGCACAUUAACUUAUGAGGGACGCUUUGAAUUGCUAUCGUUGUCUGGAUCCUUUAUGCCUACUGAAAACAGUGGAACAAGAAGUCGAUCAGGUGGGAUGAGCGUAUCUCUUGCCAGCCCAGAUGGCCGUGUUGUUGGUGGUGGAGUUGCUGGCCUUCUUGUCGCAGCAAGUCCUGUUCAGAUUGUUGUUGGGAGCUUCCUGCCAAGCUAUCAAAUGGAACAGAAGAAUAAGAAGCUGAGGGUGGAAGCGGCACCCGCCCUUGCACAGACGCCUCCUGCUGUUCCGAUCUCUAGCACCGAUACGCACAGCAGCGAGCAAGGGCAACACAUCUCCGUUGCCCCAAGAACAAACAUUAUAACAUCGGCUUACAAUGCAGACCAGAGCUGGGCAUCUCCUGCUCAAUCGAUACCUGACAGCGCAAGAACACCGUCAGGUGAUGUGAAGGUCACUGCCUCCGGAGCCUGAAACUGAAAACCCCCCCGACCAGGAUCCAUGAAAUUCUGUUACUGCGCUGCCGCACACCAUGAUCGUCGUGGCAAAAGAUGGCUUCAUUUCUUUCUGACUUGUAAAAGAUGUGUCUGAAUUCCAGUAGGUUUUCCUUCAGGCAGAAGAGUCUAACUGCAUUUGCUGUAGCUGUCCCGAUAUAGUCACUGUUUUAAGCAUCACCAUGUCGGUCAUAUUGGAGACUGGAGAGUUGUGUAGUUACAAAAUUGUACUAGCUGUGUGUGUCUUAGGCUUCCUUUCAUCUGUUGGAUUAUUCCUCUUAAUUUGCUCCAUGUACCCCUUAUUAAAUUAGCAUUAGAUCUUUUUUUCACCCCCUAUUAUUUCUUACACUAUACAUGU